GAUCUCGGAGGUCUUUUCCAACCUGGUUGAUUCUGUGAUUCUGAGAUUCUGUGACUUGGCAGCUGGGCACGAGCUCUGCAGCUGGGUUUGUUACACAAGAGCAGUUCUUGUUCCUCCUGUUUCAGCUUGAUGAAGGAUGGGGGUGGUGCCUUUGUAGGUCCUGGCAGCCCCAGGUUGGACAGACAGGAAUGCUCCUCUGCCAGGGAGACACGUUAUUGGGUGGUCACAGUGGCUCUGGGUGCCUUGGUGAUUGAGAUUUUGGGUGUCCCAGCAAUGCAAGCGGUUUCUCUGUCCUGGGAAGUUCCUCAUCAGGCUGUGGGUGGUGUCCUUGAGCCUCCACCUGUCCCCCACAGACCUUCCCUUCUCAGCUCUAGGCUGGUGGAGUCCUGGACUGGUCUCUCAGGCUAAACUGGCUUUUUCUCACAGCCCAGACACUCACAGGAGCUGCUGCUGGAGGUGACAGCUGUCCUGCUGGAGGUCAGGGGAAGAGUUUAGUCCAGUCAGCAUGACUGGAAUUGUCAGUGCAAGUUCCUCUUUCUUCAGGAAUUGGGGAAAAAAGAUUGCACCAUGUGGUAAAACCCCAGAUGAGCAUCAGCUUAGCCCUCUGGGGUGGUGGGUGAAUGGAUCCCGAGGAGUUCCUUGUGCUGCCCUUUCCGUGUCUCUUUUCCAGAUGACCUUCUACUUCUCGGACACAGCAGUGCUGCUCUUUGACUUCUGGAAUGUCCACAGCCCCACAGGUAGGCCCUGGGACACCCAUCCACCCAUCCUCCCAUCCAUCCAUCCAUCCAUCCAUCCACCAUUGUGGUUCCGGUACCACGUGGGGCAGACGCUGUUCCACGUGGUGCAGGUGGUGCUGGGCUACAUGGUGAUGCUGGCUGUGAUGUCCUACAAUGCCUGGAUCUUCCUGGGGGCCAUCGCGGGCUCCACGCUGGGCUAUUUCGUGGUGUACCCCCUGCUCGGCCGGGGUUAGACCCCCCCCCGGGGUGGUGGGACACGUGCCCCCACCUCCUGCUCCUCUGUCUGGAAUAGCUGCUGUCACUUCUGCUGGCUCUGUCCCUGUCCCCUGUGCUGGGUGGGACGCAGAGCCCCAGGGACUCGCUGCCCUGCCGGGCUGGGGCAGUGCUGGGGACAGGGAGCCCCACGGCCAGCACUGCCAGGCUGGUGGCUGUCCCCUGGCUCUCAGGGAGCUCUGGGCAGGUGCUGACAGCGAGGGGGUGCUGGGCAUUUCCUUUCCCUCCCCACUUUUCGAGGAGGUUCAUCCUGGCUGGAACGGGAAUGGUCCGGUGACUUGCUGGGGAAGGGGACACGCUGGGGACAGGGCCCACUGCCCUCCUGCCCUAGAGCUGCCCUGCACCGAGCCCCUCUUCACACAGUGCCUUCUGGGGAUGCUGGGGGGGGGUCCUGCUGCCCCCCACCCACCCCCCUCCUGCCAGUGCUUCAGGGAUGGGGUCGGAGCAGCCCCCGAGCUAUGGGGACACUGCUGCUCCAGGCACCUCUUGCUGCUUCCUCAGGACACCCCUUUUAAUAAAAUCAUCUCAGUCACUCUG
This is a messenger RNA of Empidonax traillii (willow flycatcher), 1547 nucleotides long. It is a transcript of the gene SLC31A2, whose product is annotated as solute carrier family 31 member 2. Gene Ontology annotation, biological process: copper ion transmembrane transport. Gene Ontology annotation, molecular function: copper ion transmembrane transporter activity. Gene Ontology annotation, cellular component: membrane. The record is from RefSeq and is a predicted model, not a curated record. Lineage: Eukaryota; Metazoa; Chordata; Aves; Passeriformes; Tyrannidae. The coding region runs from base 506 to 970 and encodes 154 amino acids. The transcript is spliced from 3 exons.